Myxocyprinus asiaticus (Chinese sucker) is the source of this 2918-nucleotide messenger RNA. Its product is annotated as NADP-dependent malic enzyme-like. Gene Ontology annotation, molecular function: malate dehydrogenase (decarboxylating) (NADP+) activity; NAD binding; malate dehydrogenase (decarboxylating) (NAD+) activity. Lineage: Eukaryota; Metazoa; Chordata; Actinopteri; Cypriniformes; Catostomidae. The record is from RefSeq and is a predicted model, not a curated record. Gene Ontology annotation, cellular component: mitochondrion. Gene Ontology annotation, biological process: pyruvate metabolic process; malate metabolic process. The transcript has 15 exons. Bases 226 to 2031 code for a protein of 601 amino acids.
AAGCCCCAAAGGGGCGGGACAAAGGGAAGAGCGUAGGGAAGCUUAAGUGUCAAAGUCAAACAAACCUGGAUCGUUUUUGUGUCAGACGAUUGCAACAUCAUCAUCCUCAUCAUCCUCCACUGCCCAUCAGAGGAGACAGGCAGCAGCAGCAGCAGCUCAGCGUUUGGAUUAAACCCAGUGAAACAGAGCCUGCCGGUGGACUGAUUCAGGCUGUUCUCAGGAAUCAUGAACUCUCUCUCGGGUAAGAGUAUGCUGUCCCUGUGUAGGGUUUUCUCUGGUGCCCAGUCUGCUGCUCUCAUUGGGGCCGUGAGGGUCUGUCACUCAGGCGUGAGCUCCAAGGGCUCUGUCUUCACCAAAAAGCGUGGCUAUGACAUUAUCAGGAACCCACACUUAAACAAGGGCAUGGCGUUCACCCUGGAGGAGAGGUUACAGCUGGGUAUCCACGGCCUGCUGCCUCCCUGUUUCCUCUCUCAGGAUGUCCAAGUGCUUCGUGUCAUGAAAAGUUACGAGACACGCAGUAACCCUCUCGACAAAUACAUAUUGCUGAUGACCCUGCAGGACAGAAAUGAAAAACUUUUCUAUCGUGUGUUGACCUCUGACAUUGAGGAAUUCAUGCCUAUUGUUUAUACUCCUACUGUGGGCCUGGCUUGCCAACAGUAUGGCCUUGCAUUCAGAAGACCAAGAGGACUGUUUAUCACUAUACAUGACAAAGGCCACAUCGCCACCAUGCUAAACUCAUGGUCGGAAGAGAACAUUAAGGCCAUAGUGGUGACGGAUGGAGAGAGAAUUCUGGGAUUAGGAGACCUGGGCAGUUAUGGAAUGGGCAUCCCAGUAGGCAAGCUGGCUCUGUACACAGCAUGUGGAGGAGUGCCACCCCAGCAGUGCCUGCCUGUACUGCUAGAUGUGGGCACUGAUAAUCAGACCCUUUUGGAUGACCCCUUGUACAUUGGCUUAAAGCACAAAAGAGUCAGGGGCAAAGAAUAUGAUGACCUCAUAGAUGAGUUCAUGCAAGCCAUCACUGACAAGUACGGGAUGAAUUGUCUCAUUCAGUUUGAAGAUUUUGCCAACAGCAAUGCCUUCCGUAUUCUCAAUAAGUACCGCAACCGUUUCUGCACUUUUAAUGAUGACAUCCAAGGCACAGCUUCAGUUGCUGUUGCUGGGGUCCUUGGUGCUCUGAAGAUCACAAAGAAUAAACUCUCUGACCACAAGUUUGUAUUUCAGGGAGCAGGAGAGGCUGCCUUGGGAAUUGCUCACUUACUUAUCAUGGCAAUGGCCAAGGAGGGUGUAUCUCAUGCUGAGGCCGUGAAGAGGAUAUGGAUGGUGGAUUCCAAAGGCCUAAUUGUGAAGGGCAGAGGUCAUGUGAACCAUGAGAAGGAGGAAUUUGCCCAUGAGCAUCCACACAUAAAGACUCUGGAGGAAGUAGUGGAAACCAUCAAGCCCACAGCUAUCAUUGGUGUGGCUGCGAUAGGAGGUGCUUUCACAGAAAAGAUAAUCAAGAACAUGGCCUCUUUCAAUGAACGGCCUAUCAUUUUUGCCCUCAGCAAUCCCACAAGCAAAGCUGAGUGCACAGCAGAGCAGUGCUACCAGCUCACGGAGGGAAGGGGCAUAUUUGCCAGCGGAAGCCCCUUUAAAAAGGUGACUUUGGCAGAUGGACGCACCUUCUACCCAGGCCAGGGAAACAAUGCCUAUGUUUUCCCUGGAGUGGCAUUGGGAGUCAUCGCCUGUGGUGUUCGCCAUAUCUCGGAUGAUAUUUUCCUUACCACAGCAGAGGCGAUAGCCGACAUGGUUACUGAGGAGCAUCUGGCUGAGGGUAGACUGUACCCCCCCCUGAACACCAUCAGAGAAGUGUCCUUCAAAAUUGCUGUUAAGAUUGUAGACUAUGCCUACAAGCAGGGCAUUGCCUCAUUUUACCCUGAACCCAAAGAUAAAGAGGCGUUUGUUUUGUCCCAAGUCUACAACUCUGACUACGACUCCUUUACCCUGGAUUCAUACAGCUGGCCCAAGGAAGCCAUGAAGCUUCAGAAUAUUUAGAAUAUAAAACUAAUACCCUCUCCACCCUCUAUAAAGGGAUUUAUUCAUAUCGAUCACAUGCCUUAUAUCUCAGUUCAUAAUCGUCUGAUGUUAAAUACCCUGCUCCAAGCCACCCAGUCCUAAAACAGUAGCUGCACCAACUGGUUUCAGGCAGCAUGUCGACACGAGAUUGCUCUAUAUCCACUGAGGACUAAAAUGAUAAAAGAAUGCAGUGUUCAUUCAAGCUCACUAUGUCUUUGCCUCCAGUGACCACCAGAUCAGUGGCCCUAAUUAAAAGGGAUAACCAGCUCUCUGUUUACAGCAGUUACAAACUCAGUUACAUUUGUUCUCCUCUCCAGUCUUUCAAUAUUAGCAUUUCAACAUUUUUAUUCACUUAUCCACUCCAACAGUUUGCCAUUUCUUAUGGCAACUGUCACUCCUGGAAAUGCAAAUAUCAGUUAUUUUUGUACAGCAUCUCCCACUAGGAAAAGACAGAAUGUCUGGUUGAAAUGAAAAGGAAUUUCCAUUACUUAGGUAAGGUAGUUAUCCAGUUGAUUGUAGUGUAAAUUAAGUGCUUUUGCGAUUGUAUUAUUCUUUUUUUUUUUUUUUUAAACAAAAGUUUUACCUGUUGGGACAUAAAGGUUAUGCCAAAGUUUGUCUGAUUUUUAAUGUAUUGUUGUCAAGUUGCAGUAAGUACUGAACAUUGUUAGCUUGAAAGAUAACCACCUGAGAAGCAAGCUAUUUGUCUGUGUUCAUUGCGGCAUGUGGAAUUGUUUUUAUGGUUUCUCUUUAUUUAGCAAUAUGCUUUGCUUAUGUGUAACGCACAACUAUUGAAUUCUAUUUUUGGAUAUUCAGGGAGAUUUUGAAGGGACAGUGACUUUUAAAUAAACUGUUUAAACAAAAAAAAA